AUGUUGCUCACACUGGCCCUGACCACUUUUGUGGUCGGGGCUUCUUAUGCCUUUAUUCGAUAUAACGAUGUGCCUAGCAAAUUCUUCGCGUACAAAAAGAAUGUCAUGGAAUUUGUAAGUUAAUAUUUCUUUUCUUCCAACAACAUAGUUUUUUUAGCUAAAAUUUCUAUUACUGGGUUUUUUUCAGGACUACGCAGGCUAUUGCCGUAAAUUAAAAUAUCUUUUCCAAUAUAUGUGGCCACAAGACAACCGAGUUCGACUCAAAGUUGUGGCUUGUUUUGUAUUGAUGAUGAUUGAGCGAAUUUUAAAUGUGCUCGUCCCACUUCUUGGAAAAAUGAUAAGUCAGUAAUAAUUAGCUCUCAAAAGUAUAUUUGCGAUUUUCCCACAGAAUAUUUGAGAAAUCUAAAUACUAAUUAAAUUGCUUUUUAGUCGAUCAACAGCCCCAAAAUUCGCAUUUUCUUUGGGACUUGGCAUCGAUGACAUUUGGAUACCUCUGCUUGCAAGGAAAUGGAUGUAAGCUUUAUUCUUCACCUAUACUGGUCAAAAAUUUUUCCCACCUGAAACGAAAUCCUUUGGCCGAGGAUCUUGAAACAAACUUUCUGAUUCGUUUGAACACCAUACCCUAAAAAUCGCCUCGGCGACCUACAUGACCUAAAAUAGAUCAUUUUUUGGUCAGAUAGGGGGAAGAAGGCAAUUUUUCGAAAAUCAGAUGCCUGCAUUGACUUCACGUUUUGCAGGAACCAUGUUUUUAAGCACAUUGUCUUUACUCUAGAAGUUUCAGACGUCGUCCAAGUCUUCAGCGGCCUCCAGAGAACCAUUUAUAACUCCGUCAGAAAUUUUAUGUCCUCUCAAAUCAAAGUCGACAUCUACAAGCAUCUCCUCCGUAUGCCGUAUUCAUGGUACAUGAAGUCAAAAGACGAAGAUCCAGUUAGCAUUUUCUAUGCAAGUGUCGGUCGAUUCGAACAUUUCCCAGAAUAUAUACUUUUUAACCUCACCGGCUCAAUCGCAGAUGCUUUCCUCGGAUUUGCCGUUUUCGCGUCCACUUUUGACUUCCAAUUGACAGUGAUGAUGUCUGCAAUAGCCAUUGCCUAUUUCGGUAAGACGGGUUUUGAGCUCGUCAUGUCGAUAACCAUCUUUUUAGUCUUCAACCGUUACAUUUACUUCUGGGGCCAGGUUUCAUUCGAAGCCAAAGACGAUGAGGAUGAAGAUACAGAUGAGGAGCUAAACUCUUAUGUUUUGUGUCAGGAUGCUCUUGAAAACUUCGAAACUGUGAAAUACUUCUGUGCCGAAGACAUGGAACAAGAACGAUUUGAGAGGGCCAUAAAACAGUGAGUUUUUUAUGGUCAUCAAACUUCCGUAAACCGAAUCCCCUAUCUGAUGCAAGCCUUUUCCUUUUUAGAGAAGAUACUGGCUAUCUAAAGACACAAGGCUUCGACGAGUUCAGAUCCACAUUCAUCCAACUAUUCAACGACUCUUUGAUGAUGCUUGGCGCGUUCUUGAUGGCCUAUCAACGGUCUUACGACGAGAAUUCGACCCUCACAACAGGAGACUAUGUUCUUUUUACUUCAUUCUUCCACAAAUUCACACAGCCCUUCUACGAUAUCGAUAAUUUUAUCAACCAACUCAGAGCUUCUGCAGGGGAAGCUGAUGCGGUUAUAGAACUUCUGGCUCAACCUGAGGAAAACUUUGGCUCCAAAUUGAAGAAUGUCAAAAUUUAUGGCGGACUGAAGGUAGACAACGUCUGUUUUUCCUAUCCAGAAGGGGAGGAAGUUUUGCACAAAGUAAGCUUCGAAGUGCCGGAGGGCAAAACAGUGGCUUUGGUAGGACCGACAGGAAGUGGAAAGUCGACACUGAUUCGGCUAUUAUAUCGGUUUCUGGAGCCAACCGAGGGAGCUAUUCGGAUCAACGGCACGGAUAUCAGAGACCACGACAUCUAUGAUUACCGGAGACAAAUUGGGGUGGUUCCACAAGAGUGUAUCCUCUUCGACCGAUCGAUCAAAUACAAUCUCAGCUACGCCAAUUUAGAGGCGACCGAAGACGAGAUUGAACAUGCGACGAAGGCCGCACAAAUCGAUAAAAUGAUCGAAAAGAAGCCAAAAAAAUUGAAGACCAAUGUUGGCUACAGGGGAGCCAACUUGAGCGGCGGAGAGAAACAGAGAAUGGCCAUUGCCAGGACGAUUCUGAAGAAGACCAAGUAUCUGUUGAUGGACGAGGUAAGAGAAAGAUCAAAAUCUAGGACAUGCAAACUUUUCAUGGAUGAGGUAGGGACUUAGAGGACCGUUUUGUGACAGUGGUAGCCAAAUCUUGGUUGGUUUUUCUUAGGCUGUAGAGCUAAUAUGGACUAUAAACUUUUUCAAUUUCAGGCCACUUCCUCGCUGGAUACCGUAACCGAACGCCAAAUCCAAAAAGCCUUCGCCGAUCUAGCAAAAGACAGGACUUGUGUCAUUGUCGCUCAUCGUCUCUCCACCAUCGUCCAUGCCGAUAAUAUUGUCGUUCUCCAAGACGGACGGGUAUUAGAACAAGGAAAUCACAAACAAUUGCUGGAAAACAACGAGUUGUAUGCUAAAAUGUGGAACCUUCAGCUUGGAGGCGAUUUUGACCUGUAA
Bursaphelenchus xylophilus (pine wood nematode) is the source of this 2606-nucleotide messenger RNA. The record is from the annotation of a GenBank genome assembly. NCBI's taxonomy places the organism in Eukaryota, Metazoa, Nematoda, Chromadorea, Rhabditida, Aphelenchoididae.